ACCCCCCCACUUACAACUCACACCACAACCAUUUCACUUCUUUCUCCCUCAAUUUAUCCGCUCUAGUCUCGUUCUAAGUAUGCUCUGUGGUUGCGGAUAAAUCCGAUCUUCCACAUCAGAAAGAAUUACUAGAGUUUGACCCUAAAGCCCCCGUCCCACUAAGGUCCCGUCCCUUACAAACCUGAACCCGUCGAACCUCUGUCCGGCUUCUGCCAAAAAAUGGACGAAGAGGCUCUUCGUGUAGGUUUUUUUUGUGUUCUUAUUUUUAAUCGUAACAAUUUGAUUUUGUGAUUUUUUUUAUCAAAACAAUCUCUGAUUUGAUUACUUUUUUUAUAGAUGGGUGCCGAGAUAUACGAUCCUCGAUUGUAUAUCCAUUAUGGGCAAGAGAUAUGAGACUCUUAACCGAUCAAGAAGCUCAUCGCUCCCGUGCUAUUUGGGAUAACAAUCCGGAAUCACUUAUUCCCGUCGUUCAUAAAGGGACCACAAUCUUGCCCCCUUGGCAUCCACGGUUGGCGCCCUAUAUAGAGAGGACCGGGUUGGGUAUGUUGCGCCAUUUCAUGCGGAUCGAAAUCGACAACGAUCUGCUUACAGCAAUGGCGGAGCGAUGGCGUCCCGAAACCCAUACAUUCCACCUUCCGGAGGGGGAAAUGACGAUCACCCUCAAAGACGUGGCGAUCCUCACCGGGCUGCCGAUUACUGGAGAUGCCAUCAUUAGGCCCACUACCAAACCCGAAGGAGGUUGGGGGCCGCUCAUUCUUGCUCAGUUGGGAUUUGACAUGCCGACCACCACACCAAUUCAAGGACGGGGGCAUCCACCGUUGAAUGCGGGACAAGUGUCGGUCCCGUGGCUGGUAGCUCACAUCCAGAAUGAGGUGCAAAUCAAUGACGAGACUCCGGAAGAUCAAGUGGAGCGCUAUGCACGCAUCUACCUCAUUGGUCUGGUGGGUGGAUUUCUGUUCCCCGACAAGUCAAACCGGUGGAUUCAAGGCAUAUGGUUGCCAUUGCUCACUGGUGACUGGGACGCAAUCGGGGAAAAGAGCUGGGGAUUGGCCGUGUUAGCUGGCAUAUACCGGGAGCUGUGCACUUGCUCGAAGGUGGGAGCAAAACAAGCUGGUGUUGCGAUGUUCAUCCUACAGCUGUGGGUAUGGGAGCAUCUUCCAAUGUUCGCACCUCUAGACCCACGUCCAUACCGGAGAGCCGAUGAUGAGCUAAACUUUCUGCAAUAUCCCCCUUACGGUGUCAAGUGGAUAGGAGCAAAUGCGAAUGACCAUCAACCUGAGCAUUCGUUACUGUUUUAUCGUUCUGAGUUAGAUAAGCCUUGGUGGAAUCAGGUUACUUGGGAUCCAUAUCCACGUGAAGUGGUCAAACUGCAUCAUCUUAGAAACCCUCUGGAUCACGAGACGUGGUUGUGCAAGGUGCCAUUGAUCUGUUGGCACAUCGUGGAGUGGCACCUACCCGAUCGAUCCUUGAGGCAAUAUCGAAUGGAGCAACCAAUUCCACAAACCCCGCCUCAGGGUUUCAGGGAGCUACAUGCCAUCGACCUCCGACACGCCUCAAAGAAUUGGAUCCUAAAGCAUCAGUACUACAUCAACAUAUGGGAGAAUAGAAGGACAUGGGUGGUCCAAGGGAUGCCGGAGGCGAGACCGAUGGGCUACCACGAUGGGUACAUGCAGUGGUAUCGGAAGUUCACCAAUCGAUGGGUGUCAAAGCAAGGUGCUGUGAUGGGUUCGUUGGUUGAUGGUUUGGAACACGCCAAACACACCCUCGAUAGUGCUCCAAGCAUGGAUGAGCCGAAAACUUCUUGGCUGCGAAGGCUUAUGAACAACCUCUUGAGUUGUACUCGAGAGCAAAGGAGGGAUGUCGUGGCCUAUCCUCCCAUUCCCGCUCCGGCACGCCUAUCAUUCUGUGAUGGUGAGCCCAUUGUGCCCCCGGUUGAGCCCCCACGAAGGAGCAAACGCAGGCCUCUCCCUACUUUCGAAGAGGUGCGUACAACUCAAGAAACCGAGCUCCCUGAACCAUUUGAGUACGAGUGGGCACCUGCAUCGGAUGUCGCUGGAGGUUCAUCUCAGAGUGAACAAAAUUUUGCCCAUUUCCACCAUCAGCAACAGAGUUCGAUGUAUCACACCCCGCAUCAACAAACCCCUCACCGCCCGAUCUACCAGCAGGCUACCGGUCCAUCUCAGCCCCCUCCACCGCCACUUGUAACUCCAGUAGGGGCUCGGGUUAAGAGAAAUCCGCGACAAGUCGUUGAGCGAGCCCGCCAAGAAGCAGAAGGAGGAGGUGGAAGAAGGGGUCGAGGACGUCGUGGAGGACGAGGAGGAGGGCGAGCGGAGGGCCAAAAUGAGGGGCAACCAAAUGAAGAAAACCAGUGAUUUGAGUUUGAGUUUGCAUUGUCGUUGAGUUAUCCAUGUUGUUUUUAAAAUUUUUAGGUCUUGUGAUUUGAGUUUGCAUUGUCUAAAAACUAUCCUACGCACUUAAGUUGUCAUUGAAACACUUUAUUGAUGACAUUUCUUGUUUUAUUUUUCUGGAUCAAUUUAUCAAGAAUUAGAAUCUAAGCUCAACACAAAAAACUUGGGAAAAUCAAUCACGAUCAUGUAGAAUUUUACAGAUCUCAAUUCCGAUUUAAAACGAGUGAGAUAAGUUAGUUCAAAGCUGCACAUGUCGUUAGAGUAACGUUUGCGUACCUAAAACUAAAACGAACGUAUCUUAUUCGUUUGGCGUCGAAAUAACGAGCCGUUUGCGGCUACGCGAUCGUAUCGACAAGGAGAACAUUUUUUAGUGAACAACGGGGUAAUGAAAAUUAAACAGAGUG
This is a messenger RNA of Linum trigynum, 2812 nucleotides long. The record is from the annotation of a GenBank genome assembly. Lineage: Eukaryota; Viridiplantae; Streptophyta; Magnoliopsida; Malpighiales; Linaceae.